UACAUACUCCUAUCUCAAAGCUCACUGUCACAAGGCGGGGCAGCCCCUCGCCAUGGGCGGCAACAACACGGACCCCUCCACCUCUGCCCCGUCGCUCUGCCGCGUGGAGCGGAAAUGGCCGCACUCGCUGACGACCACGCGGUGGACGGCCCCCACGAAUGUGACGAGGAGCGCCUUGUCCGCCUCCGCCUCCGAGAAGGACUUUGACGAGGGCGGCUCGGGGGUGUACUCCCCGAAGCCCCACGGAGUAGACAGCAAGCCGCCGCCUGCUCACAGCUGCAGCCGUGAAGACCGUCAAGUCACGGGCAGCGCCGUCGCGGAGGAGGGCCGGGCCGCCAAGGAAGGCCAUCGGCGGAACGCCUGCCCACGCCCAGGGCCCCCUGCCGCUCACCUUGAGGACGGCUGGGUGGGAGGCGUGCCCCGGGUCUGCCCAGCCUUGCGCGCGACGCGCGGCUGCCUGCGGGUCGAGCUCCCCCUUGCCUGUUCACAACAGUAGCUGUGAAGAGACACCUGUGGCGACGCCGGCAGAUCGGGCUCUCGCCCUUACCCAAGUCCGAGCCG
Messenger RNA from Emiliania huxleyi CCMP1516, 561 nucleotides. RefSeq lists its product as hypothetical. The transcript has 2 exons. The coding region runs from base 53 to 496 and encodes 147 amino acids. The record is from RefSeq and is a predicted model, not a curated record. Lineage: Eukaryota; Haptophyta; Isochrysidales; Noelaerhabdaceae.